Messenger RNA from Misgurnus anguillicaudatus (oriental weatherfish), 2707 nucleotides. Its product is annotated as acylamino-acid-releasing enzyme. Lineage: Eukaryota; Metazoa; Chordata; Actinopteri; Cypriniformes; Cobitidae. The record is from RefSeq and is a predicted model, not a curated record. Gene Ontology annotation, molecular function: serine-type endopeptidase activity. Gene Ontology annotation, biological process: proteolysis.
CGUUAGAGCGAACGAGUGUUGCACUUUCCUCAUUUUACAGUGACAGAAGUGCGGUGUCCUGUUAUUAUGUGUAGUCUUUAUUAUGCUCCUCCUCCUUAAAUCUCAUGUUUGGUGUCAGGAUUACUCUUCACCGACUAAUUUCUUACUCCGCAGUCAUGAGCUCAAAGGUGCUUCGGGAGUCAGGAGAGAUCGCUCAGCUGUACAGGGAUCAGUGUCGCUUCCCUUCAGUGUGCCGUGCUGAUGUUGGUCCAGUGGUCACAUCAAGAUAUGGUGGACAGUACUGUAACAUAUAUACAGAGUGGACUCAGCGGGAUUUGGAGAGGAAUGAGAAUGUGAAGUUUUGUCGUCAGUACAUUGUUUUCCACGAUGAACAUUCGGUUGUUUUCUCCGGUGCUUCUGGAAACUGCACUGAAAUCAUGGGAGAGUUACUCAGUAUGGAUUCUCCAUCCGGUGAGAUGAAGGCUGUGUUGAGAGAGAGCUCCAUCAAAGGAGAAGACAAGCAGUUCCUGGAGAUCUGGCAUAAAAACAGUAAACUGAAGUGUAUAAAUCUGAUGGCUCUUGAGAAACAUGGCAAAGUGUAUGAAGAUGAUCAGUUCGGCUGUCUGGUCUGGUCUCAUUCAGAGACUCAUCUGCUGUAUGUUGCUGAGAAGAAACGAGCCAAGACCGAAUCUUAUUUCCAGCAGGGACCUGAGACUGAUGAAGAGGAGAACGUCAAAACAAAAGAGGAAGUGCUGAAGGGACAACAGUUUGAGUUUUAUGAGGAUUGGGGUGAAGCACUGGUGAAUAAGAGCAGCCCUGUGCUCUGUGUGCUGGACAUUGAGAGCAACAACAUCACGGUGCUUGAAGGAAUACCCAACAACAUCUCACCAGGACAGGCGUUCUGGGCACCCAGUGACACUGGUCUGGUGUUUGUGGGUUGGUGGCAGGAACCAUUCAGACUGGGACUGAAGUAUUGCCCCAACAGAAAGUCAUCUCUGUUUUAUGUGGAUUUGGCGAGUGGUAAAUGUGAACAGUUAUCAUCUGACUCCAGAGCAGUGUCUUCACCUCGACUCAGUCCUGACUUUUGCCGUAUUGCCUAUCUGGAGUGUGACGUCUUCGGUCCGCACCAACAGUGCAGCCGCCUUUGUGUGUAUGACUGGUACACCAAGAAGACGAGUGUUGUGGUUGAUGUUGUGCGGAGAGCAAGAGAGGAUGGUUUCACAGGAAUCUACAGCUCGAUGUUGUCUCCGUGCUGUUGGUCAGCUGACAGUCAGCGUGUCCUCAUAUCCUGUGCUCAGAGGAGUCGCAAGGAUCUGUUGGUUGUUGACACCUCAAGUGGAGAAGUCUCAUGUGUCACCUCCAGUUCACAGGAAGGCAGUUGGAGUUUGCUAAACAUUCACAGAGAUCUUAUGGUGGUCAGCUGCUCGUCACCAAACUGUCCUCCAGAUUUGCGAGUGGGUUUCCUCCCACCGAAGGGCUCAGAAAGCAACACAUCAUGGGUCACACUGGAGGAAUCUCAAACUCAGACAGAUAUCAGCUGGCAGACUUUAAACUUCAGCCCACCGCCUGAGGAAAACAACAGCAGUUACCCUGGCUUGGACUUUGAUGGUAUCCUUCUGAGACCAAAAGAAAUGACACCAGGCAGAAAACUAGCACUCGUCGUUAUGCCGCAUGGUGGACCUCAUUCAGUGCUGGUUUCAGAGUGGCUGUUGUCCACAGCGGUUCUGUGUAAGAUGGGCUUUGGUGUUCUGCUCGUGAAUUACAGAGGCUCACUUGGCUUCGGUCAGGACAAUAUUUACUCUUUACCUGGAAACAUCGGUACACAGGACGUAAAAGACGUGCAGUUUGCAGUUGAGAGCGUUUUGAAGCAGGGUGAUUUUGAUGAGCAGAAGAUCGCUGUGAUUGGAGGAUCUCACGGUGGUUUUCUAGCGUGUCAUCUGAUUGGACAGUAUCCAGAGUUUUACAAGGCGUGUGUGACACGAAAUCCAGUGACAAAUCUGACAUCUAUGAUCGGCAGCACAGACAUUCCUGACUGGUGUAUGGUGGAGGCAGGGUAUGACUAUAAGACUGACAUCCAGCUUAAUCCUGCUGUACUGGAGCAGAUGUUAAAUAAAUCACCAAUCAAACAUGUUAUCAAGGUAAAGACGCCUGUGCUUCUGAUGUUAGGAGAGGAUGACCGGCGUGUACCCAAUAAACAGGGUAUUGAAUACUACAAAGCCCUAAAAGCUUUAAAGGUACCAGUAAGACUGUUGUGGUACCCGGGCAAUAAUCACGCUUUAUCCAAAGUGGAUGCAGAAUCUGAUGGUUUUAUGAAUGCUGCUCUCUGGAUGCUUCAGCAUCUGUCGCUGUGAUGUCACUUCCUCUUUAUAUAAUCUGUCCCCAGCUCAGUGAUUCGCGUUCUUUAGAAAUAACAACUACGGCUUAGCUUUGUCAUGUGAAGACAAUGGCUUAAAUAAGAUAAUUAAUAAAUCACAACUAAUUUUCUACAUCUAAGAGUUACACAGACACUAAAAACAUAUUUUAAGAAAUCCAGUCAGGAAUUCAGAGUUUUAUACUUCUCCCAGUCAACCAUACAGGAUCUUUUCCUUUCAGUUGUUAACAAUAUUUGUACCAUGUUGUUUAGCAGUUCACCCACUGUCAUGUCUCUUUAUUUCUCUGAUGGCCCUCUGCGUUUUGUAAUGUUUAUUGUACAAAAGAGUCUUUCAAGAGACUGCAUUGUUUUCAAUAA